AAUAGGUAAGUGUUUUAGAUAUUAAUAAUUUUGUAGUAUAUUAUCAUUUAUUUGUUGAUUCAUUUUCAUUUGAAGUUCAAUCCACCGAGUAUGAUCUAUUUAAUCUAGAAUUCAAUGGGUUUGUGCUGAUUUUCAGUAAAGAUCUUGUCGUUAUGGAGAUUGUGCUUGAUCACGUGACCAAGCAACUGAAUGGUGUGUAAAGACCAACAUUGAAUAAGCGUUUACAACAAUACUUUAUUUACGUUUUUGUAGAGGACGGGUUCUAGCCGUAGAUAGUGAAGAUGCAUAAAAGUUACCAGUCGAUAUUACCCUCACACAACAAGCUUCUACAGAAGCGAUGGGACACGACAUAUUACGAUGAGCACAGACGAAAGGUCCGGACAGCUGCACCGAUGGUCGACACAAAAGCACCUCCUACCUAUAUGCAUCUUCACCUUAAGCUCAAAAAGCUACAGUUGGAGGAGGAGAGGCUAGCAACAAUAGAAAGAGACAACAGAAUUCUACUGGAAAAAAUGUCCUACAUCAUGAGAACUCGAGGCCGAGUAGACAAUAGGAAUAUGUACGAAUAUAAAAGCUUAAACAAAGAGAAGAGACAGCGUGAAUUGUUGCGUGUCACGAAGGAGAACCAGGCAAUAUUACAGAGAGUCACACUGAGGCAGCCCGAGUACAGUGCCAAACGCUGGGCAGAUGUCUGGGACGAAGAGCAGAAAUUCAUCGACAACAUCAGUCACUACCCCAAAGACUGGUGGCUCAUGAAAAAGGAGAGGACCAAGUCUAAACUUGACAGCCGAUCACAGAAGAAACGGACAAAAACUGAAAGUCCGGAGGAGAGAACGGAGCUUAAGGAGAAGGAGCAGCGUAGUAAGAGUCCAGAGGAAGCUCCGAAAAAACAGGAGAAAAAACAGGAGGAAAGAUCCGAGCUGAAAGAGAAGGAAUCCCCAAAGAAACAGGCGGAGGAAAAAACUGAGCUUAAAGAGAAACAGGAACAGAAAGAGGAGCAACAGAAGUCACAAUCCCCGGUUAAAGAAUCGGCAUCACCUACAAAAGACAGCGAGGAAACUCGGGAAGAAAUCGCAGAAUAAGUCAUUAACAGAGACUAGAAAUUCAUGUUCUCAAUGACCUCCAACUUGUUCAGACACUGAGACUUGUUCAUCUGAUAUACCCUUUUUUUUUUGGAAGAAGUUCAAACUUCUUUUCGUUCAAAACUGAGGUCUAAGAGGGAUGUCAGAUUUCAAAAGGAUAAUGUGUGUGAAAUGAAAACCCUGAACUGUCAAAAUCUAUUAAACUACUGUCACAAAUCUGGUGUAUUGCCGAUUAUCUUAUGAAGAAUUAUAUUCUUCUGACUGUGAAGAAUGUAUUUGUAUAUUAUGCACUAUAUAAAAUUUGUAAGAGCAGGAUAUAAGCUUUACGAACUAGUCCCCUUCAGGAGUUAAAAAAAAACUGUUUGAAAAUCAAGAACACAAAUACCUCCAGACACGUGAACUUAAGAGAAAUGCAAAAGGGUACUAUUGUUUGUAUUAAAUGUUUGUUAUGAAUAUGCAGAAAGUAUUACUGUUUUUCCUAUACAAAUGAUGUGUAAUGAUUGAUCAUGACAAUGAAAUUCCUGUGAAUUGUACAAUCACACACAGACUUGUGAUAUGCUGUGAAUUUGAUUCACGUCUUUUGAUACAGACUUCGAUCUUGUUGGUGAUUUUAUUUUUUGCUUUGUUUGCUGUAUGUACCUGUGAUAAUAGCGAUAGAUUUUUAUACCUCUGUUCCUCAUUGUCUUGUUGCUGGCAGUGAUAUGGACUCCAUUUUGCUUGCGUAAGCCAUUUUUAACUUUUGGAAAAUUAACUUGAUUAAGUUUUGAAAUUCAACUUAAGUUGUAUGUUGUUUGUUUAUUGCCUGAAUAGUGAAUCACUGUUUGUUGAUUGGAGAAUCUUGUUGGUCUAAAUUUCGAAUUUUUUAAAGAUUCACGAGGUCUUUAACGUCUUCGAUUAACAUAUGUUACUGUUAAAGAAUUUAGUUGGGAAUAAUUUGGAUAAAACUGCGAAGAGGCAUUAUUAUUGACUAGAAUGUAUCAUGGUCCAAUUUUCCAUCAUGGUGGAUCUGUGAAACAUCUGCAACUGUCGUGUAUCUUGAUCAGUAUUUCAUGUAUGUUACAUGUAAAAAGCUAGUUAGAACUUAUGUACUUAGUCUAUUUUUAUUUUAAAUCCUUUUUCAAUGAUUGAAUAAACUUCGUUAACAUUAAA
Molecule: messenger RNA, 2231 nt
Organism: Ostrea edulis (European flat oyster)
Lineage: Eukaryota; Metazoa; Mollusca; Bivalvia; Ostreida; Ostreidae
Product: sperm axonemal maintenance protein CFAP97D1-like
Exons: 5
Coding region: 282-1082 (266 amino acids)
Source: RefSeq, a predicted model, not a curated record